AUAAAUAAAUUUAAUAGGAUCUUACAAUGAAUUUGCUGCCAAGAACCCGCGAAGAAUUUGCGCAAACAGAUUACUGGAAUGAGUUCUUCAAAAAACGCGGUGAAAAGGCUUUUGAAUGGUAUGGCGAGUAUAUAGAACUUUGCGACCAAAUACACAAGUAUAUAAAGCCAGUAGACAAAAUAUUAAUGCUUGGCUGCGGCAAUUCAAAGCUUAGUAUGGAUAUGUACGACGCGGGAUAUCGUGAUAUUACUAAUAUUGACAUCUCAUCAGUUGCCGUAAAAAAGAUGAUAGACCUGAAUGCGAAAACGCGACCAGAUAUGAAAUUCAUUAAGAUGGAUGCAACGAAAAUGUCAUUUCCUGAUGCGAGUUUUUCCGUAGCGUUAGAUAAGGGCACAUUGGACGCCAUAUUUGUAAAUGAUUCCGCAGAAACCAAAGAGAUUGUGGAUAGAUAUUUUACAGAAAUACUACGCACAAUGCGCAAUGGCGGACGAUACGUAGGUAUAUCCAUGUUGCAGGAGCACAUCAUUGAGUAUCUGCUGGAGUUUCUACCUCGAAAUAAUUGUAUGUUGCGAAUUGUGCAUUGUCUGGAUGUGGAGCGCGCUAAUAGAGAAAACAAUUCAGAGGACUCGCUAAUAUUUCCUGUCUUUGUCAUAAUUGCAACCAAGUUCAAUAGCCUACCAAUGCCGAUUCUUGAGUUUGGAUUUGGCAACGAAAAAAUGCAACGUUUUAGUUGCUCAAGAGAAAUGACAACUGCUGUGGCAUCUGUGCAAAAAGCAGCACUAGUUUGCAAUGGACUAGCACGCUCAAGUAUAGCUGGUCAUAAUGAAGUCACAAUGGAUCUAUAUCGAGCUUCAGAAGAAAUGCCACGAUACACCGUACACGUCCUAGAGCAAAUGUCCGCUCGUGGGCUGGGAAAAUAUGCUGCAUUUAUUGUUCCGCAAGGCCGUGAAACUGAGUGGCUUUUUGCGACAACAGAGGGUCGUAGAAAGCUUCUGGAAUCGGCCAAAUUUCAACGAUUAGCCGUGGUGACAUUACAUCGCGAUCAGAUUUAUAGCACGCUUGAGGAGGUAAAAAGUGAAUUAGGUUAUAGCAUAAUGAAUCUGGCGCCUGCUGGCCUUAAAGAACAGAUUCCCUAUUUAUCAUUGGGCUCUGAGGUAGGCAAGCGGGAGACGCUAAUUUGUGGCUUCUCUAAGCUAUCGGGAGACUUUCGUAUUGAAGAGGUAGAAGUUGAUGGUAAAAUACUACGUCGCCUUAUCUUUCUUAAGAAUCAGUUUGUUGUCCAAUCGGAAGCGUUAGUAAAAACAGUUAAAAUUAAAGGAAAAAAGGAUCGCAAAAAAAUUGAUUUUGGCUACUUGGCUUGCCAUCAUCAUGUCUACAUGUCUGUAGGUGUGCAACUUGCCGCAACUAUGGAGUGCUCUAAAAGAGAUAUACAGAACGAUGUGCUAGUCAUUGGGCUCGGUGGCGGUGGACUAUGCAGUUUUCUACACGCAGCAUAUCCUCAAACGCGUAUUACAGCUGUUGAAAUAGAUCCUAUAAUGUUAGAAGUAGCUGAGCAAUAUUUUGAGCUUAAGCAAGAUAAUCGCCUUCACGUGGUUAUCGAUGAUGGGCUUGCCUUCGUGGAACGCUGUUGUAAUGAAGGCAUCCAGUUUGGAGCAGUGCUUUUUGAUGUGGAUAGCAAGGAUCUUUCGGUGGGCAUGAGCUGCCCUCCAAAAAGUUUUCUUGCAAAUAAAGUACUUAUAGACAUAAAACAGAUAUUAGGACCAACUGGUCUAUUUAUGUUAAAUCUAGUGUGUCGGGAUGAUAGUUUGCGGAACGAAACGAUAGCCAAUUUGAAGCAACAUUUUGUUUCAGUCUGUAGUUAUAAAUUGGACGAAGAUAUCAAUGAAAUUGUCUUCUGUGCCAACAACGAAUGCUAUAAAACGAUCGACCAAUGGAAGAAACACAUGGGCACAGCUGGACGUCGUCUUAACAAUGCUGUUAAAGAUCAGAAAUUGAGCGACAAGGAUGCGCUUGACGUUGCGGAUUUUCUCAGUGAAUUGAAAAUAUAAAA
Molecule: messenger RNA, 2050 nt
Organism: Drosophila navojoa
Lineage: Eukaryota; Metazoa; Arthropoda; Insecta; Diptera; Drosophilidae
Product: eEF1A lysine and N-terminal methyltransferase homolog
Source: RefSeq, a predicted model, not a curated record